Prosopis cineraria is the source of this 1709-nucleotide messenger RNA. Its product is annotated as protein ACCELERATED CELL DEATH 6-like. The record is from RefSeq and is a predicted model, not a curated record. Bases 5 to 1486 code for a protein of 493 amino acids. The transcript has 3 exons. NCBI's taxonomy places the organism in Eukaryota, Viridiplantae, Streptophyta, Magnoliopsida, Fabales, Fabaceae. Gene Ontology annotation, cellular component: plasma membrane. Gene Ontology annotation, molecular function: protein phosphatase regulator activity; protein phosphatase 1 binding.
CAUCAUGAGGGGUUUGAUUUCCUUCUCAGUGAGCAAAGUGAAAGUAGUUGGCCACUCUAUUGGGAAAUCUACCCAGCAGACUCACCAAUAUAUGUGGCAGUCCAAACAGGGGAUGUUGAAAUUCUUCAUCGCCUCUUGCAGAUUCCGUUUCCCUCAGAUCGGGACAUUUAUAGGAGUCGGGGGAACUCCACUUUUUGCCGCCAUAUCAAAACGCAAUACUACUCUUUUGAAGGAGAUAGUAGCAGAUGAAAAACAACAGCUAUUGUACCUUAGAGAUGAACAUGGAAAUACUCCGCUUCAUUAUGCAGCAUACUCUAGUUAUGUGGAAGGUGUCCGUGAACUUUUAACGAAAUCAAAUCUUGUUGCCUUUCAACGAAACUUAAAUGGUGAUCUUCCAAUUCACAUUGCUUGCAGAAAUCGUCAUGUUCAGGUGGUAAAGGAAUUGCUUAGCGGAGGAUGGCCUUAUACCAGAAUUUGGCUCAAUAAUAAAGGUCAAAACAUUCUUCACAUUGCAGCAGAGAGUGGACAAAACGAUAUGGUAAAAUUCCUAUUGAAACACUCAGACAUCCAUGCCGCAAAUGUGAAUGAGAAAGACCUAAAUGGAGAUGCACCCUUGCAUUUGGCUUCAAGAAAACUUCAUCUUUGGACACUUCUCCACCUAUCGCGAGAUGAAAGGAUCGAUGUGAACCUUGUGAAUGACCAAAGUUUAACUGCUAGAGAUAUUGUUUGGAUGCAAACUAAAUAUCCGAGGACAGGUCAAGAGCUUCUAGCAAGAAUGAUUUUAAAAACGGCUGGUAUCCCCCUCAAUAAAAAUUUAAUUAGAAUGCCACGUGCAGCCAAUAAAGAAUGGAACGUGAAGGAUGGAGCCAACUCACUCAUAACUGUAGCUGUACUUAUAGCUACAGUGACAUUUGCAGCUGGUUUCACAGUACCGGGUGGGUUUUACUCUUCUGAUGAUAAUGUCUCCAGAGAAAGAGGCAGAGCGGUGUUGGCUGAUCAAACAUUCUUCAAAAUAUUCAUGGCUUUCAAUACUGUCUCCAUGUACUGCUCCACUUUCAGUACUGUUAUUCUUUUGUGGAUGCAUCUGGGUGAUCGUCAUGCUGCAGAAAAUGCAUAUUCCCAUGCCAAGCUUCUUGUCGUGGUGGCUGUUAUAACCAUGACUGUGGCAUUUAUGGCUGCCAUGCGUUUGGUUGUGAGCAAUAACACUUUGCUUGCAAAUGUUAUAAGUUUCAUUGGAUGGAUCUUCAUUUCGCUCAUCUUCAUUUUUUACUUUGUAGGAUUCUAUCCCCUUGGAAUUCGUCUACCACUUUUUCGUCAAGUUGGAGAACUUUCUAUUCGGAUUAUUAUUAUUCUAUUUCAUGGACGUUCGGAUUAUUGGAUUUACAGAGCUAGUGAAAUAUAUCAAAAUGAUCAAAAUGGUAAUGCCAACCAUGGGAAUCUGAUCAAUCCAGUCACUCAUCAUGUCGAUGAUCUCCUCGCUAUCUAAUCAAGGUCUCUUGUGUGCGUGAUUGUAGAAUUCAGUCCAACCUAUAAUAAGGCAGUGUUUUUUUUUUUUUUAAAUAUUAGUUGUAGCUCGCUGUUUAGUUUAUUUUACUUUGGUAAAACCGUUCAAUUUAAUAUGGUUUUGCGAAAAAACCACUUGGCUCACAAAGUCAGCAUGUGUAUGUGAGAAGUCAUGGGCUCUAACAGCCUUCAUAUAAUAAAAUUAC